Messenger RNA from Macadamia integrifolia, 1839 nucleotides. RefSeq lists its product as uncharacterized. The transcript has 3 exons. Bases 901 to 1305 code for a protein of 134 amino acids. Lineage: Eukaryota; Viridiplantae; Streptophyta; Magnoliopsida; Proteales; Proteaceae. The record is from RefSeq and is a predicted model, not a curated record.
GCCCGCCCUGAACCCAACCCUGAUUUUUUUACCCUGAGUUUAGGCCUUAGUUUUGGACUUACCCGGCUUUGGUUUUUGCCCCUGAUAUUGACUUUAGAUUUUUGUUUUCUUAGGAUGUUCUUCUCUUUGUUUAACAUGACAAUGGUUUUGAGAUCUUCAGAUUGUUUGCCUUAUUAGGAUGAUCUCUUUGUUUAUCAUGACAAAUAAUGGAAAUUUUUUUGAUUAUUUGCUUUCUUAGGAUGAUUUCCUCUUUGUUUAUCGUAAUAGGUGGAAUUAUUUGUAUUGUUUGAAUUUUGCUUUAUGAUGUUCUCAUCAUGACGAGUAAUUUAUGACUUUGUGUUUUUAUCUCCUCUUUAUUAUGAAUAUUUUUUAUUUUUUAGUUAUUUCAUAUUUUGCAAGGUUAGGGUCAAGGUAUACCCAGCCCUUGAUGGCAAACCAGGGUCAGGGUAUACCCAACCCUUAAUGACAAACCAGGGUCAGUGCCAAUCAGGAUCAUCCUGGCUCGACCUUGAAAAAUCAGGGCCAAUUAGGGAGGGUAAGGGUUGGGCUGAACCCUGAAGGGUUGAGCCUGGGUUGAAGUUUUGCGGCCCUGAGUAAGGGUCAGGGCGGGUUUGGGCCCAGUUAAAGGAACUCAGGGUUGGGCUAGGGUUUUAAGAAGCCCGGCCCAACCCGGCCCUGUUGCACCCCUAAUCAUACAGGAUCCAAGAUUUACAUGCAACGAUUGCACAGUUACAAGGUUAUAGAACAUGACUGAAGAAAUAUUGGAGAAGUCUCCACAAAGCUGCUGAAUAAGCCAAUGAGUACAGAAGAAUUACUGAAGGAAAAAAGAAGCUAAAAGUAUAUUUUCCCCCUUCUAUUGAAUAAACCCCAAGUCAACAACUGACGUUAUAAUAAUGUAUCAUGCAAGAAAGGUCGGCAAAUUUUGACAAAGAAGCAAAUUUCUUUGACAAUCAAGCACACAGUAUACAGUCCCAGAUAACUGAAUUAGAGAAAGAAAUUUUACCUUGGGAAGAGAGGCGAAACGCUCUCCUAAAGGACUUGGAGUUCUUUGAACGGGAUCUGGUGACAAAUGCCAGGUGUGACAUCGAAGCUGAAAUGGAGGAUGGAGCAGUUGAUUGCUUGCUGGUGAUGGCAGAGAUAUUGGAAAUAGAAAUGAUGAGAGCGACCUAUGAAAAAUAUCCUGCUCACGCUGGUGCCAAUGUGGCGGCGGGGCCUAGUGAGGAUGCUGCUACUGCUGCUGCUGCUGCUGCUGCUGCUGCCGCCGAGGGAUCGGAGAGCAGUGACUCUGAUGAGGGUCAAAACUGAGCCUCAACUUUUUUUCGGUACUUUCAGGUAUGGGAGACCCAAAACGUUGGUGAUUUAGGCUGAUGAAGACUCGGAACCACAGAUUUUUCAGAAACUUGACACAAAUGAACCACAUAAAUUUUUAUUUUUCUUGGCUCAGAAAUUAAAAAUAAAUAAAGACAUAAAGGGAGGGGGGGAGAGAGCACUCUACCGGAGUGCAUAACCGAUUUGCUCAUCACCCUUAGGGGCUAUUCCAGCCUUGCGUGGAGAUGUUUCGGUAUACAAGUUAUGGACUUGCGUAGAGGAGAAGGAGAGUUUGUUUCUAUUUUUGUUUUAAGAGAUAUUAAGUAGAUCUUAUUACUAUUUCAGUUACUAACUAGAUCUAGCAUUAAUUAGGUUUGUUAUUUCUUUCCUUGUUUGAGUAACUUAUUGUACAAGGUAUAGUCCACACCAUGCGUGGGACUUCUUUUGGGUCCACAUUGUUUUCCUUUAAGUUAAUUAUGUUCAAUUCUUGAACCGGUGGUUCACUGGUUAAAGUUAAGUUGUUUGAUUCAA